Triplophysa dalaica is the source of this 2163-nucleotide messenger RNA. RefSeq names its product thyroid peroxidase (gene tpo). The transcript has 11 exons. NCBI's taxonomy places the organism in Eukaryota, Metazoa, Chordata, Actinopteri, Cypriniformes, Nemacheilidae. The record is from RefSeq and is a predicted model, not a curated record. Bases 1 to 2163 code for a protein of 720 amino acids. Gene Ontology annotation, molecular function: heme binding; peroxidase activity. Gene Ontology annotation, biological process: response to oxidative stress.
AUGGCCCAAAAACACUGGGUCACCAUCUAUGACAGCUCAAAUAUGACUUAUGAGUCGUGUUUGAGAGGAAAGCUGGUGAUGUCCGAGAGUUUGAUCACAUCUUCAUUCCUAGAGAGUUUUAAUACGAUCAAUAAUGCACUGAAUCACAGCACACACAGCAAAUUGUGUUCUCCAUCGUCCCCUGAGAAGAUGUUCGUGUUCUCCAGGCAAGCUGCAUCAGAAACUCAAGAUAUCUCUAAAGCUGCAGAAAUCUUUCACAUGACCUUACGGCUAUUAAAGGAGAAGACAAACAAGAGACACAAAAGAUCAGUAAAUGUGUCAGAUCUCUUCUCCGUGGAAGAAGUGAAGCGGAUGGUUAAGCUGUCUGGAUGUGUUGGUGUUUCUCAGCUCAUCACCUGCACCGAGGACAGAAAGUACCGCAGUAUCUCAGGAGUGUGCAAUAACAGACAGAAUCCUCUCUGGGGAGCUGCCAACACGGCUCUGACCCGAUGGCUUCCGGCUGAGUAUGAGGAUGAUGAAACACAACCUAAAGGCUGGAACACUGGACGACAAUACAAUGGCUUCCAACUUCCACAAGUUCGUGAUGUCAGUGUGAAAGUGAUGCACAGCUCCAGCGCUCCGGUCCUGAAGGAUCAUGAAUAUUCACAGAUGCUGGUGGACUGGGGUCAGUACAUCGACCACGACAUCUCCUUCACACCACAAACAGCAUUUUCACAAGGACUCAACUGUCUACACACCUGCACAAACCACAAUCCCUGCUUCCCCAUACAGAUUUCCAGGAAUGACCGACUGUCUGGCAGUAAAAACUGUCUUCCAUUUUCCCGUUCUUCACCCGCCUGCCCAGACGUUCAUCGGCUCGACUCACGACACACACUUCAGCGUCAACAAAUGAAUUCAGUCACUUCAUUCAUAGACGCGUCCACCGUCUACGGUCAUUCAGAGCCGCUGGAGAAAACCCUGAGAAAUCUCUCCAGCACCGAAGGCUUGCUGGCUGUCAACAGAAAAUACAGCGAUCACGGUCGAGCGUACCUUCCGUCUGUCACCGGCGGUCCGUCCUCAUGCUUCCAGCAGCCCGGGUCAGCCGAGGGGGAACGGGUGGAGUGUUUCGUGGCUGGAGACACCAGAGUCAAUGAGAUUCUGCCCCUGUCUGCCCUUCACACGCUCUGGGUGAGAGAACACAACCGAGUGGCCGGACACCUGAGACGUCUCAACCCUCACUGGAGGUCAGAGGUCGUCUACCAGGAGACGCGUAAAAUCAUCGGAGCGCUGCAUCAGAUUGUAACAAUGAGGGAUUACAUUCCAAAAAUCAUCGGACAAGAAUGCUUUGACAAGUCUGUUGGAGAAUAUGAAGGUUAUGACGCUUCUUUAAAUCCAUCCGUAUCAAACGUGUUCUCCACCGCCGCGUUCCGCUUCGGCCACGCCACCAUAUCAGCAUCACUCAAGAGACUGAACGAAAGCUUCCAGGAACAUGAACGCUUCUCUUCUGUGGAUCUCCAUCAGACGUUCUUCAGCCCGUGGAGACUGGUCAGAGAAGGUGGUCUUGAUCCGGUUCUGCGUGGUCUUCUGGGCCGUUCGGCUGCUCUUCAGAAUCAAGAUCAUCUGAUGAAGGAGGAGUUAACAGAAAGACUGGUAGUUCUCAACAUCCCCGUGUCUCUGGACCUGGCUUCUCUAAACCUGCAGAGAGGACGAGACCACGCCUUACCAGGUUACAAUGACUGGAGGAUUUUCUGUGGAUUUGACAGGAUUGAAACAGAAUCCGAUCUGGUAGACGUGGUCGGCAGUGAUGUCCUGGUGGAGAAAAUACUGCAGGUGUACGGACACAUAAAUAAUAUCGACGUGUGGCUCGGUGGACUGAUGGAGCGUCCGCUGCCUGGCGCUCGCACCGGUCCGCUCUUCGCAUGCUUGAUCGCUAAACAGAUGAAGACGCUAAGAGAAGGUGACAGAUUCUGGUGGGAAAAUCCUGAGAUCUUCUCCAUCCAGCAGAAACGGGAACUAGAAACACACUCUCUGUCUCGUGUCAUCUGUGAUAACAGCGGCGUGAUGGAGGUUCCUCUGGAUUCGUUCAGGGUGGGACGUUACCCGGAGGAUUUCCGUUUCUGUGAUAACAUCCCAUCAUUAGACCUCGAGGCAUGGAAGGAGAAUCCAGACAUCUGCACGCUUUAG